CAUGGCGGCUCCCGUCGCGCUGCACAGGCUGCUGGCGUCGGUCCUGAAACCUUUCGCUGCCGGUUUGACAAGGAUGAAAGUGGGGCUCCGGAGGCGGGAGAGGAGGUCAUCGUACUUGCUGUUGGCUCCAUUACUGUGUCAGGCCAAACCACAGGCUGAAGUGCCAUCUCCUUCUUGCAGUGCAUAUGCACACAAUAUUCAGCGAUUCCAGUGGAUUGGGGAGUUUGUUCCAGCUUUUGGAAUUUCAGGCAGCCAGGUGAAGGUGCUAAGUUCCCCCUCAGAGUUCUAUGAAACAAUGAAGGAACAUAUCAAAAUGGCUAAGAAGAGAAUCGUUAUGGCUUCUUUAUACCUUGGGACAGGACCUUUGGAGCAGGAGCUGGUAGAUUGCAUUGAAGAAACACUGCAACGAUCACAGGAUGAAACUCCGAAAUCUGAUCUCAGAGUUUCUGUUCUGCUGGAUUGCACAAGAGGGUCUAGAGGCAAGAAGAAUUCUCGAACUAUGCUGAUUCCAUUGUUAAAGAAAUUUCCAAAUCAAGUGCGUGUUUCUUUGUAUCACACUCCGGAUCUCCGAGGUAUUUUUAAGUUCCUUCUCCCAGAACGGUUCAAUGAGAUAAUUGGACUGCAACACAUCAAAGUCUACCUCUUCGACGACAAUGUCAUUGUUAGUGGAGCAAAUCUGAGUGAUUCCUACUUCACAAAUCGACAGGAUCGUUACGUUUUACUCCAAGAUUGCCAUGAAAUAGCAGAUUUCUUUGAUGACCUAGUCAAUGCAGUCAGUGAUAUUUCACUUCAGUUACAGCAGGAUGAUACCACUGACAUGAAUCAGGGAAUGAUCCACCCAUUCACAGGUAACCGAAAAGAUUUCUGUGCAGAAGCAAAUAAGAGGAUCAUGGCUGUGGUGAAUGAAGCAAGAAGCAAGCAGCUGUACAGAAACCAUAUAAAAUGCCUGAGUGAGAACAAUUCUGAACAGUUGUUAAUACCCAGUGACAAUGGUCAAGCUCUGAAAUGCACAGAUACCUGGAUCUAUCCCAUAAUACAAAUGAAAUCAUUUGAAAUUAGAAUAGACGAGCAAGUGACUGAAACAUUAAUGACUAGAGCUGAGGCGGAGUCUAAGAUGUACUUGACUUCGGGGUAUUUUAACCUCACUAAAGCAUAUAUGGAUCUUAUUUUGGGUACCAGUGCGGAUUAUCAGAUACUGCUCGCAUCACCAGAGGUAAAUGGCUUCUUUGGUGCAAAAGGUGUGGCAGGAGCCAUUCCUUCUGCUUAUGUUUACAUUGCCAGACAGUUUUACAGGAGAGUGUACCAGAGUGGCCUGCAAGAUAGAAUAAGACUACAUGAAUACUUCAGGGAAGACUGGACUUUUCAUGCAAAAGGUCUGUGGUAUUAUCUGUCAGGAAGCAGGUGGCCUUGCCUAACUUUAAUUGGUUCUCCUAACUUUGGGUACAGAUCAGUGCAUAGAGAUCUGGAGGCUCAGCUAGCAAUUGUCACAGACAACCACAAUUUGCAGCAGCAAUUACAGCAGGAACAAGAAAAUCUGUACUGCCUCUCGAAUGAGAUUUCGACUAUUACAUUUGACCAACCAAAUAGACAUGUGAAGCUCUGGGUGAAAUUGGUAACUCCACUAAUAAAGAAUUUUUUCUAAAAUCUAAAGGAAUGCCAUUCCUGUUGUUAAAAGUCCAAACGUAAGUAGGACCUCGGCUCCGGGUUUUGUACACUGGACACUCGUAAAUGUUUUUUGUUUCUUGACGAUCUACUGG
This is a messenger RNA of Hemiscyllium ocellatum (epaulette shark), 1757 nucleotides long. Its product is annotated as CDP-diacylglycerol--glycerol-3-phosphate 3-phosphatidyltransferase, mitochondrial. Gene Ontology annotation, cellular component: mitochondrion. Gene Ontology annotation, biological process: cardiolipin biosynthetic process. Gene Ontology annotation, molecular function: CDP-diacylglycerol-glycerol-3-phosphate 3-phosphatidyltransferase activity. The record is from RefSeq and is a predicted model, not a curated record. The coding region runs from base 2 to 1642 and encodes 546 amino acids. The transcript is spliced from 10 exons. Lineage: Eukaryota; Metazoa; Chordata; Chondrichthyes; Orectolobiformes; Hemiscylliidae.